Molecule: messenger RNA, 944 nt
Organism: Cucumis melo (muskmelon)
Lineage: Eukaryota; Viridiplantae; Streptophyta; Magnoliopsida; Cucurbitales; Cucurbitaceae
Product: protein GLUTAMINE DUMPER 2
Exons: 1
Coding region: 106-645 (179 amino acids)
Biological process (GO): regulation of amino acid export
Source: RefSeq, a predicted model, not a curated record
UCUCUCUCUCUAUAAAUAACGCUUCACGCCCCCCCCCCCCUCCAUCUUCAACCAUCUUUCUCUACAAUUUCCAAACACACAAUAUAAUUCUCCCUCUUUCUAACAAUGGCGGCUAGCCGAGAGCCCUUCAACGUCUUACCGCACUCCGCCGCUCCGGCCGCUCAUCAUCAACAAUUACAGCAUGAGCAGCACUCCCCAUGGCAUUCCCCUGUUCCUUACUUAUUCGGUGGCUUGGCCGCUAUGUUAGGUCUCAUCGCUUUUGCCCUUCUAAUCCUCGCUUGCUCUUACUGGAAACUCUCCGGUUACCUAGAUGGUGGCGACUCUGCCAACCGAGAACCCGACUUGGAGGCCGCCGGCGACGACACCCAGAAACAAGCUUCCCCUGUUUUUGAAGAGAAAAUCUUGGUUAUCAUGGCUGGAGAAAUGAAGCCCACGUAUUUGGCUACACCCAUGUCUAGUAGAUCAUCUUCUUUUGGGGAUACCAAAAGUAAUAGUAGUUGUGGUAGUAAGGGCAGUAGUACCGGCGACAAGGAGGAGAAAUCGGUGGGUUUAACGGAGACGGUGAAACACAGCACAGCCGAUCAGGAGAAACAGAGUAUAGAAAACAGAGAAACUCCUGAAUCUUCAGAUCCGACGACCCAUUAACAAUUUUUUUUUUCUUUUUAAUUUGAUUUUGUUUUUGUUGGGCACUCAUAUGUGUGUCGUCGUGUUCCGCCAUUAAUAUAUAUAUAUAGACAUAGAGAGAGAGAGAGUGGACAGCUAGCUCGUAAUUUUUAAAGGUUUUGGGAUUUUUUUCCAUCAGAAAAAGCCUGAAAUUGAUGAAAAAAAAAAAAAAAUACGAGCUUUGCUAUUAAAUUCUUAACUUGAUGGAGAUUUUUUUCCCUCUCGGAAAUCUGUAAAUCUAUUAUGAGACGGAAUGAAUCCUUUUUCCCUCUUUCGAUGAA